Molecule: messenger RNA, 2521 nt
Organism: Brassica rapa (field mustard)
Lineage: Eukaryota; Viridiplantae; Streptophyta; Magnoliopsida; Brassicales; Brassicaceae
Product: E3 ubiquitin-protein ligase SDIR1-like
Biological process (GO): protein ubiquitination
Cellular component (GO): cytoplasm
Molecular function (GO): ubiquitin protein ligase activity
Source: RefSeq, a predicted model, not a curated record
AUCGCACUUCUACUUUGACAACGAUAUUGGUAUCAUACAACACUUCCAAAAGAGGAAUAAACUACUAUCCUAAGCCUCAUAGCAAACGACACCGGCCAACUUUUAAGAAAUUUACGUUACCGCUUCCUACGUCCAUUAAAUAGGCACACUCAAAUACUAUUUUCUCUUACGAAUAUUGAAUUCCUCAAAACAAUUUAUUAUUCAAACUUACUGUUGUUUAAAAAAAAAAAUUGAUCACCGUUUUCAACGUCUUCGCAUUAUAAAAUAAACAAAACAUAACUUAACUUUUCAGAAACUUCAAAACUCCCAAUUUUAAUUGAACUAGACUUUUAUUAAACAUGUAAUCCGCGCGAAGCGCGGACACUGACCCUAGUAUACUUAGUGAAAACAACGUCAACUUUCCACCAUUUUCUCAUGGAAAAGGAUAAACUCAAAGUGAAAUCCAAAUUUAACACUUCUAGUUUCCAACAUAAUAGGAAUAUUAAUGUGAAAUUGAAAAAUAAAAUAGGAUUUUGACUGUAAGCAAAGAAUAGAAUAAAGGAAAAGAUUCCUUCCGCUAGUUGUAGGGAGGGAGGUAAGACCAAGAACAUUAUAUUCAUUUGAUUUUGUUUACUUUAUACUAGCAUUCUUGUAUUUUAAUUUAUAAGUUUUUUAGUUAAAAACUGCAUAUUAAAAUAUUUUGUUUUUAAUAUUCCUAUAUAAAAUAUUUUAUUUAGUUUUGAAUUUAAUUAAGUACUUAAUUAUUUAUUUUUGUAUUGGGUUUUGAAAAUAAUUUAGUUCCCACCUCCCCCCCCCCCAAAGAAAAUAACAAAAAUAGAGGAUAUAUUAUUAUUGUUGUUUGGCACUUUACAAAUAUUAGAAGAAAAUAUGAAAAUAAAUUAAAAUUGUAGUUGGUAGAUCUUGGAAUUGAGCAAACAGUGCGAAUCCCAAUAACAAAGCAUUUGAUGCCUUUCUUCUACCACGCUUUUAAAUUCCCAAAAUUUUAUCAACUAGGUCUUUAAUGAGCAACUAGUCUCCUCGUUGUCAAAAGUCGAAACUAUUUGAUUAGAUUCAUGGUAUUUUUUUUCUUGCUUAUAUGCAAAAUUUACCUUAGCAUCCCAAUAAUUGUGGAAUAAACAUAUUUGCUCGUACAAUGCUUCAAUUAUAUCCGAUAUCAGGGUUUCCAAAAAUUGCAACUAAUAUAUGCUAAAUUCUAAGGAAGCACUAGAACACUGGUCCAAGAUCUGGGCCGUUCAUAUAACACCCAUCUUUUCUUAAUCACUCUUUACCAUAAUUGAUUUUCUAAGCAUCAUUAAUGUUUGAUUCGUACAAGCCAAAUCACCAAAGAUUCCCGAGUUAACAUAAGCAGACGCCACACGACACCAUUCUUCCUCUAGACAGAAAAGAAUAACACAACACACUCGUACAGGCUUCGUCUUGCCUCGUCUUCAAAACAUGUACACGUAUGUAGGUAUAAAUGCAUAUGUUUAAACCCUAAUCCAAAUAAAAGACUAAAUUUCACGUUAAAACAUGGCAUCUAAUCCGUAUCGUCCGAGAGUCAUUGUAAAUGGAACAAGAAGAACAAGAACGUUCCACUACUUCUACUGCCGUCAUUGUAGCCGUACCAUAAGGCUCCGAAACUAUGGUCUAUAUGGUUCUUUAUGUCCUUUCUGCUCUAGAGAGAUCAAUCUCCACGACGAGCUUGACAUUAUGAGGCUUAACCGAUCUUUUUGGGAUACCGAUACCGAUUGGAUCACUCUCCAUCUUAUCAACUCAUCAAGAAGUAACCGGUUUAACCAUGAACUAGUUAAUGAUACCGAUGACGACUUCGUUGAUGCCAUGCCUAGCGAACGUGUUGGUCCACCACCGGCCUCUUUAUCGGCCAUCGAAGAUUUAAAGACGGUGACAAUCACGGAAGAAGAUUUGGCAAAAGAGAAGGUUUGUGCGAUAUGCAAAGAGGAGUUUGAAGUUGGAGAGGAAGGCAAAGAGUUGAAAUGUUUGCAUUUGUACCAUACGAGCUGCAUUGUGUCUUGGUUGAAUAUUCAUAAUACUUGUCCCAUUUGUCGCUUUGAGGUUCGCUUAGGCGUUUCGGGAAGUGACAUUGACGGAGGAGGGUCUCGCCAUGUCGACCAUGAUAGAUCAAAUCGGUCGUCUGGGCCUAGGGUUUGUUCUUUGUGGCCUCUCCGAGUGAUGUUUGAUUGGGUACAUAGUCUUUUCGUUAAGAUUCCUCCUCCUGAUCUAACUUUCAUGGCUAUACUAUUAUGCUUUCAUGUUUUUUAAUCAUACAUAUUAAUUCCUAAGAAUAAACUUAUAAGAAUAACGAACAACUGACAUAAAUUUAAAAGAAUUGCAUACAAGGUUAAUAUUGUAUUUAAGUAGGAAUUACAAACUAUUAUGAGAGAAAGGCGAAGAGCGGCGUUUGAACAUUUUGCAAAACAAAGCUUGGCUUGAACAUGUUUAUGUAAUAAUAAUCGAAUGACCAUUAUCUUUGAUUCAUUUGCAAGUUGUAACUGGAAUAAAUAAAAAUCGUGUUGAUAAUUAA